Anthonomus grandis grandis is the source of this 654-nucleotide messenger RNA. It is a transcript of the gene mRpS25, whose product is annotated as probable 28S ribosomal protein S25, mitochondrial. Gene Ontology annotation, cellular component: mitochondrion. Lineage: Eukaryota; Metazoa; Arthropoda; Insecta; Coleoptera; Curculionidae. Bases 78 to 587 code for a protein of 169 amino acids. Gene Ontology annotation, molecular function: structural constituent of ribosome. The record is from RefSeq and is a predicted model, not a curated record. The transcript has 4 exons.
CGUAUGUCAAACAUUUUCAAAACAAACGUGACUGAUUUUUAGGCUUAUUCUUGAAUAUUUUUUAAAACUUUGUUAAAAUGCCUUUUAUGAAAGGUCGUGCUCCUAUUAGGAGAACAAUCCAAUAUUUAGAGGCCGGCAAGUUAUAUUUAAAAGACCAGAUAAAAAUAUUAACAAUUAAUUACAAUAUUCAUGGCGAAAAUCAUCAAGGUGUAAGGGACUUUGUAUUUUGGCAUCUACCCCAAGUUCAGUACAAGAAUCCUAAUGUACAAAUAUCAACAUUUAAAAACCUGACUCCAACACCAUUUAUAAGAGCAUUUUAUGAUACUGGCGAUAGGAUGUUAAUAGAUAUUGAUAAUAAGAGCAAGGAUCAAAUAUAUGAUCAUUUAGUAGAAGUUAUUGGGAAGAACAAGGAAGUAUUAAAAGCUGAACUCAUAGCGAAAGAGAAGAAAGACAAUCCAGCCAAUUUUGGAGCUGGCUGUGACAGGUUCUGUAUCUGCCAACUCCCUGGUCAAGUUCCUUGUUCUGGUGUAUGUCCAGUUCCCAAACAUAUGAGAGGAAAGUAUAUAUUUAAAAAAGAUGAUGAUUAAUUUUUGUAAGCUUUGUAAAUAAUGUUGUAAGUAAUAAUUUUUUUUUUAUUAAAUAAUAAGCGCUAAA